Rhagoletis pomonella (apple maggot) is the source of this 835-nucleotide messenger RNA. It is a transcript of the gene sel, whose product is annotated as protein seele. Bases 218 to 793 code for a protein of 191 amino acids. The record is from RefSeq and is a predicted model, not a curated record. Gene Ontology annotation, cellular component: endoplasmic reticulum. Lineage: Eukaryota; Metazoa; Arthropoda; Insecta; Diptera; Tephritidae. The transcript has 4 exons.
CUCACUGAACAUACCAUGUGUGAAGUCCAAUAAAAGACGAUAACUGACCAAUUAAACAGGGAGACGUGGAAUAAUUUUUGAUUUGUUGGAGAUAUGCGGCUUUUUGGGCAAAGUUAUUGACACUUAAUGCUGUUUUAUUUAUGUUCUGAUAUAUAUUUAUCAAUUCUAUAAAAUUUGACUUUAUCAAAAAUAACCGUGUGCAUAAAUAUUAAACAAUAUGAUCGGUAAAUCAUUGUUAAACCUUACUUGUUUAUUGCUACUGUGGUCCGUUGUAGAGGGAUUCACCUCAGAGGAGGUCAAAUGCCAUGUCUGUAAGGCUACAGUACAGGAGAUGGAGAAUGCUAUCGCCAAGGAAGACCCAAAUAAAACCGCCGAUGUUAGUGGCUUUCGAUUGGAUGCUCAUGGAAAUUCCAUAAGUAAAACAGUGAAGCUAAUUAAGUCGGAGAUGUACCUGACUGAGUUAAUGGAAAAGAUUUGUGAUAAAAUGGAAGAUUAUGUGAAAGCAACAUAUAAGAGCAAUGGCAAGUUCACUCUUCUUAAAAUGAUUGUCAAUGACAAGAUGAAUCCCGAAUCUUCCCUCGUUGAUUUUGUACAAGAUGGAGAUUUAAAUAAGAGCCUUGGUCACUAUUGUUUGGAAAUACUUGACGAUCAAGAAAUUGUCUUCUUAAAGGCCUUCCAAGCUCCAACACUUGCCGAUGAUUUAGACUCUCAAAUUUGCGGAGCCCAAGCGAAAUAUUGUUCCUUCAUGGCCAACGAUGUAGAAUACAACUUUGACGACAAAGAUGAAUUGUGAUAAUAAUGAAAAUGACUAGUAAAUAUUUUAUACUAUUUUUUA